AUGAGCUCCCAUUUAGCGCGUUUCUUUCUUCAAUUUGGAAUAUCUUCAAAAACUGCUCGUAGUAGUAGCUGUAUUAACUAUGGCAGCAGUGACUAUUGCUAUCUCCUUUUCAAUCCCAAAAAACGCAAAUUUACUGCAACCGCCAUUCCUAUAGCCCAAAAGUCCAGUAAAGAAGAGGUAUUGGUAGUUGUUGGAGGUGGAGCAGCUGGAGUGUACGGAGCUAUUAGAGCCAAGACUCUGGCUCCUAACCUUGGCGUGCUUGUUAUAGAGAAAGGAAAGCCUUUAUCUAAGGUGAAAAUAUCAGGGGGAGGCAGAUGCAAUGUGACAAAUGGGCAUUGUUCUGAUAACAUAAUAUUGGCAGAACAUUAUCCCAGGGGUCAUAGAGAAUUCAGAGGUUCUUUCUUCAACAUACAUGGCCCGGCAGAUACCAUGUCCUGGUUCUCUGAUCAUGGGGUGGCUUUAAAGGUUCUCUCUGAAACUGCAUGUAUUUGGCUUCUUCAGUUAUCUCGCACAUGGUAUUUACUCUUGUAUACCCAUGAUCGAGGAGGAUGGAAGAGUGUUUCCCACCAGCAACAGCUCACUGGAAAAGUUGUAUCAAGUGCAUCUGUCGGAGAUGGUGGAAAGUUCCUUUUGAAGCUUGAGAAACGAACAGUCAGUUAUGUUGAAAAUGUCAAAGCUGAUUAUCUAUUGAUUGCCAGUGGGAGUAGCCAGCUGGGUCAUAGUCUUGCAGCUCAGCUUGGUCAUUCAAUUGUAGAUCCAUUACCAAGCUUAUUCACUUUUAAGAUUGCAGAUUCUGGACUAGCAGAAUUAUCAGGGGUUACAUUUCCCAAGGUUGAAGCGAAGCUGAAACUAGAAAAUGUUGGGCCCAUGUUAGUUACACACUGGGGACUUAGCGGGCCAGUGAUUCUUCGGCUUUCUGCUUGGGGGGCACGUGAUCUAUUUAGUUCAGAUUACAAAGGCACGCUUAUAGUGGAUUUUGUUCCUGAUUUGCAUAUAGAAGACAUGAAGUCAAUCCUUAAUCAACACAAGCAUAAAUAUUCAGGUCUGAUUGAAGAUACACUGUGGGCUUCCAUAUCAAACAAUUCAAUUAUUUCUAUAGCUUACCUUUUAAAGCAUUGCUCAUUUGAAGUAAUGGGAAAGAGCCAAUUUAAGGAUGAAUUUGUCACUGCUGGAGGUGUGCCUUUAUCUGAGAUCUCUUUGAACACAAUGGAAAGCAAGAAAUGUUCACGUCUUUUCUUUGCAGGAGAGGUACUGAAUGUUGAUGGGGUAACUGGUGGUUUUAACUUCCAGAAUGCAUGGUCCGGUGGAUAUAUUGCUGGUACUAGCAUUGGUGAACUAUCAUCUGAAUCUACUUUGGAAGAGGGUAUUCUAUGA
Molecule: messenger RNA, 1374 nt
Organism: Dovyalis caffra
Lineage: Eukaryota; Viridiplantae; Streptophyta; Magnoliopsida; Malpighiales; Salicaceae
Source: the annotation of a GenBank genome assembly